Paramecium octaurelia is the source of this 1891-nucleotide messenger RNA. NCBI's taxonomy places the organism in Eukaryota, Ciliophora, Oligohymenophorea, Peniculida, Parameciidae. The record is from the annotation of a GenBank genome assembly.
AUGAAAUCAAAAGAAGUAGAGCAAAACAGCAAAACCAGUAAUACAAAAACGAUGCCAAGUGAAUCAGGGUUGUAGUUACAUAGAAAUGUACAUGCUUAAACUUACGUCGCAACUAAUAAAUCUGCAGUUCAGCUGUAAAACUAAAGAAGCACAACACCAGGAAAUAGGACCGUAAUCAUUAGAAAUGUAAUUUCCUAUGCUUAGAUUUGUAGUUCUAUUUGCCCAUUCAAAUUUCGAAGGUGAGGGAUGAACUUUUAGUCUAAAAAAGUGUUAAUGAGAAGGUAGAGAAAUACGAAAAUGAAAAGGAAUGGUUCUAAGGUAAAUUGAUUAAGCAACACAAAUUCGGUUAUUGCAAAUAUUACUUGAAAAAACAAUAUUAUUAUGAGGGAUAAUUUUCAUGUAGCCUUAAGCAUGGAAAAGGUUUGAUUAUUUAUGAAAACGGAGAUUAUUAUGUAUAUUUCGAGUUAAAUUUAGUAAGGAGAGUUUUUUGCUGACAAAAUUUUAGGGGAUAAUGGUAUGUUUAAAGAAUUUGAGGAUGAAUGUAAAUUAAACACAAAACUUGAAAAAAAAAAAUUGGAAUUCUCUAACGGUGCUAUAUACUAAGGGUAGGUACUUGAUGGGAAAAGACAUGGCAAAGGAGUCUAUACUUGGAAGGAUGGCACUAAAUAUGAAGGGUAAUUUCAAAAUGAUUAAUUUAAUGGAUAUGGUGUGAUGGAAUUUGCAGAUAGUAGUAAAUUCAAAGGAGAAUGGGUCAAUGGAGAGAUGGAAGGAUUUGGACAUUAUAUAUGGCCAAAUUCUGAAGAAUAUAAAGGGUAUUAUAAAAAAAGUAAAAAGAAUGGUUUUGGAGUAUUUAAGUAUAAAAGUGGAGUUGUUUAUUUUGGUGAUUUUCUUGAUGGAUUGAAUCAUGGUGAUGCGGUUCUUAAGUAACUAAAUAGUAAACCAAAAAUUUCUAAAUGGCAGGAUGGUAAAUAAAUUGAAUGAGUUAUAAUUUGACAAUAAUUAUUAUUUGUAAAUGUUAGAAUUGCCUUUUAAGAAUCUCACCCAAUUUGAAAAAGAAUUCAAAAAUGCAUUAAAAGAAAUUCAAUCUACAGAUAGUACUCUCGAAACUCAAGCUGAAAAUAAGAAUUCUUUGAACUCUGUAUUUGUUUAAGGUUCAACCUUUGAACGAAUAAAAUCAAGUUAAAAGUCUAAAAGCUUCGCCUAUUUUCAGUAGAAAUCAGUUGAGAAAAUCAUGUAUAAAAGGUUCUUCAAUGUAAAAGAGCCUUUUGAAUAAAACAGCGACUUAAUUUAUUAUGGCCAAUUUCAUAAUGAGAAAGCUCAUGGUUUUGGUAAACUGGUUUCAAAAAAGACAUCGAUUUUAUUUGAAGGUCAUUUUACCUUUGGCUAGAUCCACGGUUCUGGAAGAUUAAUUAUGAAUAGAGGUGACGUAUUUGAAGGAAGAUGGUUUUUUAAUAAAAUUUUGAGCGGAACAUAUUAUAACGAAUUAUUAAAGCCUAUAAUUUAGAUAAAAGAGUUGUCAAUUGAGUUUCCCUAAGUUCGAAGCUAAAAGAAUUAUCAUGGAAAUCUUAUCAACAAUAGAAGGGAGGGCUUUGGAAGAUAUUAAUGGAAUGAUGGAACUUAUUAUGUUGGAGAAUUUGUGGAUAAUACAAUGUGUGGAUUCGGGAGGAUGAUCUAUCAGGAUGGAAGAAGAUACUUAGGCUAUUGGAAGAAUAAUGAAAUGGAUGGAUAUGGGGAAUUUGAAUGGCCUAAUGGACAGAUCUACAUUGGAUCUUAUAUUAAAGAUAAAAAACAUGGAACAGGGAUGAUAAUUUUAGAUGGAAGAGUUGCCAUUGCAGAAUUUGAAAAUGGUAAGUCCAUUUCAAAAAGCAAAGAUUUUGAUCUUUCAUCUUGA